Elgaria multicarinata webbii is the source of this 4845-nucleotide messenger RNA. RefSeq names its product mitochondrial elongation factor 1 (gene MIEF1). The transcript is spliced from 5 exons. Gene Ontology annotation, cellular component: mitochondrial outer membrane. NCBI's taxonomy places the organism in Eukaryota, Metazoa, Chordata, Lepidosauria, Squamata, Anguidae. The record is from RefSeq and is a predicted model, not a curated record. Gene Ontology annotation, biological process: positive regulation of mitochondrial fission; mitochondrion organization. The coding region runs from base 87 to 1481 and encodes 464 amino acids.
AAAAAAAAGAAUCCUGAAAGUACCCUGCCUCGAUCCCUGGGAAUAUUUCCCUUUUUUCUUCACAGAUGAAUUAAGCCUUAGGAGUGAUGGCAGGCGCUGGAGAGCGCAAAGGAAAGAAGGAUGACAAUGGCAUUGGCACGGCCAUUGAUUUUGUAUUGUCCAAUGCUCGACUUGUACUGGGUGUGGGAGGUGCUGCCAUGCUGGGCAUUGCCACCUUGGCUGUCAAACGGAUGUACGACCGGGCAAUCAGUGCUCCUGCCAGCCCCACCCGCUUGAGCCAGUCAGGAAAGAGAAGCUGGGAGGAACCAAGCUGGCUUGGAUCAUCGUCACGGCUGCUGAACCAAGACAUGAAGACUAGUCUUAGUCGUUCUCUGCAGACUCUUCCCACUGAUCCUUCAGCUUUUGAAAUAGAUUCAAUAAAAUCCAUGAAGCAUAAAUCAUCUGCCAAGAAAAGCCAGGUGGAGCUGAAGAAGGCCCGUCUCCGGAUGUCCUUGCAAGAAAAGCUGUUUGCCUAUUACCGGAGGAAGGUGGCCAUCCCAGCAGAGGAGGAGGCCAGGGCCAAGCAGGCUGCUGUGGAUAUAUGUGCUGAACUGCGUGGUUUCCUCCGUGCCAAGUUGCCAGACAUGCCUCUGCGUGAAAUGUACCUUAGUGGGAGCCUCUACGAUGAUUUGCAGGUUGUGACUGCUGAUCACAUCCAGCUCAUUGUUCCUCUGAUACUGGAACAGAACCUGUGGUCGUGCAUUCCAGGGGAAGAUACCAUUAUGAACAUCCCAGGCUUCUGCCUGGUACGUCGAGAAAACCCAGAAUACUUCCCUCGUGGCAGCAGUUACUGGGACCGCUGCGUGGUGGGGGGCUACCUCUCGCCCAGGGCUGUGUCUGACACCUUUGAAAAAGUAGUGGCAGGCUCCAUCAACUGGCCAGCUAUUGGUACCCUCCUAGACUAUGUGAUCCGUCCAGCAGCGCCCAUGGAAUCUCUAACUUUAGAGGUCCAAUAUGAAAGAGACCGGCACCUUCUAAUAGACUUCUUACCAUCUGUGACACUAGGCGACACUGUCUUGGUGGCCAAGCCACACCGACUGGCCCAGUAUGAUAAUCUGUGGCGACUCAGCCUUCGGCCAGCGGAGACAGCUCGCCUGCGGGCCUUAGACCAGGCUGACUCUGGCUGCCGUUCCUUGUGCCUCAAGAUCCUCAAGGCCAUAUGCAAGCUGAACCCUGCACUGGGUCAUCUUUCUGCUAGCCAGCUCACCAAUGUCAUACUACACCUGACCCAGGAGGAGACUGACUGGUCACAAGAUGUGCUCGCAGACCGUUUUCUUCAGGCAUUGAGAGGAUUGAUUGGCUAUUUGGAAGCAGGGGUUCUUCCCAGUGCUUUGAAUCCCAAGGUGAACUUAUUCUCAGAACUUACUCCUGGAGAAGUGGAUGAGUUGGGCUACACCCUGUAUUGUUCCCUUUCGGAACCAGAGGUCCUGCUGCAGAUAUAAUAGCUGCCUUAUGUGUGAGAAUAGGGUUAGAGCUACCGUCUAUGACAGGUUCUCUGACACCUCCUGAGUGAGAGAUGCAAAUCCUGCCCCACUGUUUUGGCAAGUCCACCUCUGUUCGUUUUUUUAUUAUUCAGUCUAUUACAUUUCUUGGUGCUACAGGUCCAGUUCCAUUACCCUCGUAGCAGCUGUCUGAAAGGGGAGGAAGUGAUGUGAAACUGUUGCUCGGUCUAUUAUAGAGUCCUUGCUGAUGUCUCACCUGCCUACCCAACACCUUCCCCCAAUACUCUAUACCUUGCUGCAACGAAGGCUCAGUGCCAUCCUCCAAGUUGUGGAAUUGGGUCAGUAAACUACUGGCAAGUUUUUGGAAUCACUUAAGUGAGGUCAUUUUUCCUCUUUCAGGGCUCUGCCUCUAUUCAGUGUUUGUUUUGGGGUUGUUUUUUAAAAAGAUCCUUUCACACCCAGAGGUGCAUGGCAUCCUGAAAUAAAUAUUUCAGUAGUAAUAUUUAUAGCAGGGAAUGUAUUUGUAUGAGCUCUGCACGUUGAUUGAAUUUAUAUUAUUUGUAAGAUGGGGUGGGGGUGGGGUUCCAGAGAGAGGGAGAGUUUGCACAUUGCACAGUUUUUCACUGCUGCUGAGCUUAACUGUAAUCCCAUUGCUGGGAAUCUGAGUGUAUAUUAUCUGGGGUAUACUCUUCUGCCAAUCUGGUGUCCUUCACUUUGCACAUAUGGUUCUUGUUGCACCCGUACUUGAAAAACUGCCAGUAGAUCCCUAAUGGGUUUAGAAGAAUGUAGAGAGAGUGAUUUCCCAUUUGUUGCUAUUGAGAUCACUUGUCCAUGUGGCAACUGGCUGAGAAAGUAGGGAAAGUCCCUUUCACUGACUUUCCUUGUGGCAUAGAGCAAGAAAAUCUAGACAUUAGGCGCCAUCUUCUGAAAUAGUCCCAUUAUGAGCAACAUUUGAUGGAAAUAAAUACAAAAGGUUCUUGAGAAUUGGACCUUGAUCUUCCAUGUAUUGGCAAACUAGGAAAUGAUGGGCCUCCUGAUUGUAAAAUUACUAAUCAAUAGGUAGUUACAAAGGUAAAGUUUCUGUGGGAAAGCCAAAAAAUAUAUGUUUGAAUGGAAUAUAUACAUUAAAAUUAUGCUUCAUAUACAUUUAAAGAGGGUGGUAUAAUUUACACUUAAUCAGUUUGACUCUGCUGCUUUUAAGAAUCCCUCUCACUAAGUCCUGUUACCCUGCUCUUUAUAUCUGCCUGCUCCCUGGAAUAGUGAUACAGCCCGUAGGGGGAGUGGCCACUUACUCUAGCUAUAUCUCCUGCUUUGCAGGCAUGAAAUUGGCAUUGACUGUGAAUGUGCUAUCUCUCAAGAACACUUGUUUCUCUUACUGCUGCCAUCACCCCAAAAAAAGUUAAGAGGGUGUGUUCUGAAUGGUAAGACUCUGCCUAACCGGCAUGACAAGCAUUGCUAUGGUUGCAUAUAUGUAUGGUUCCCCUGUUUUAACAUAUAAAAUACCCACCCUUGCCAUUAAAAGUCAGCAAGGAUAAUGAGAUAAUUUGUAGGUGUAGGGAGUCGGGAACAAGUGCCCCUCCCUGUUCCUUCUUUUAAAGGCGCUGCUUAUGUUAACAAGACAAACCUUUAAUGUAGUUCCAGAGUGGAGAUUUUAGUCUGCAUUCCCUACUUAUGGAGGGGAACCCCUUUCAGCUUCUGUCUUCUCAAAUCAGUUUGUCUGCUGGAUGGUAUUUGUUUGUACAGCAAUGAAACAGUGUUGCAGUUAUUUAAGACUCAUCAGACUUCUAGCCAAAGACUUGGAAGGUUGUGUGUGAGUGUCUGGUAAUUUGUAGCCUGGAAAACCACCCACUUUUUCACUUGACAGUGGGAUUGGUCCCCACCCCACCCCCAGGUACGCUUCAAUUAAUCUCUCUCCCGUCUCAGCCAUUUUUCCAGUUGGAGUCUUCCUGCCACCCAUGCUGGCAAAUAAGUAUGCAGAGGAUAGGUGGAUAAAAAAAACUUGCUAAGAAUAGAUAGCUCAGGAGUUGCAUGAAACCUCAGUUUCACCUUCUCGGCAUUCUCCUUUUUCCUCUUUCCCAUCAUUUGGCUGUUUGCUUCAAAGUCGCAGCAUGCUAGGAGAUCCUGAAAUGGUGUCUUGGAGUAGGAGGGAAUCUAGUAUUUCCUGACCUUCCACUCAUCAAAUACUUAUCAUUACUUGCUUGUUUUAAAAAUAAACCCUUUUACUUAUUAGAAACAAAUUUAAUAGCGGUUUUGACCAUGUAUUGUCGCUAUCAAGCUGCAUAUGUAUUGAAUGUAGGCUUAGGCCAUCUCUGUUCCCCGCAAGAUAUUAUUUUGUUUUCUUCACUUUCAUCACUUUAGCUGUUCCUUUCUAAAAAGUAAUGAAUUGUCUUCCUUUGAAAUUCCUAAAAAAAAGAAAUAGGGCUUUCAGCCUAUUUCAUAAUUAGACAGGUGCUCCUAAUCCCAUAAGCAGCAAAUGAGAGACCUUCCCAUUGGUACUCAUCUCAAAGUCCAAAGUUGUAAUGGUGAAGAGAAUUGUCUGGGCCAUCCCUAAUUUCUGUAGAAGGGGAUGCAUCUUUCACAACUGUUGAGGCACCAGGUUGUGAGGGACAACUCUAAGAACCUUGUACUAAUGCUACUGUGUGACUCGAAGUUCCAGUCUGAAGAAUUGUUAAGUUGAUGCCCAUCAGUAUUCACUAAAAAUGCAUGCUAUAUUUGGUAGUUAUAGCUAGGAGGGUUCAGUUUUAAGUAUUUGUGGAUUCCUCAGAAACAUCAGAACGGAGUAUAGAUGUGGAUAGUGUGAAAUGCAGUUCAUGGCUGCCUUCCUAAUCACAGGAGAAGGGGAGCCCUUGGCAUCAAAUGACUCUCACAAGCCCAGAAGCCUGAGCAUGCUCUUGACUCCUUGAGCCUUGGGAAAGCUUUGAAUCACACACACCAAUGUGAGUCUUCCCUGAACUGCAGGGUGGGGACCAACUGGCUCAACAGUACAUUUUUGUUGCCCUCAAACUCCAUUAUUAAUCUUUCAAGUCCUAUGAAAUUUUUAACAUGAGAAUUGUGUACAUGAUAAUGGGUUUUUUCCAGUGUUUGUGUGCCCAUGUUUUUGAAGGAAGAGGAAUGAGAUAUUGGAGAUCUUUUGAGUCCUAUGAAAUUCCGAACAUGAGAAUUAAUUGUGUACAUGGUAAUGGGUUUCUUCCGAUGUUUGUGUGCCCAUGUUACGGAAGGAAGAGGAAUGAGAUAUUGGAGACUCUCUCAAGCCCUAAUGUUAUGUAAAGGGGUUGGAAGAGGAAAGUCUCAUGCAUGGUCUGUGACAGUAUGUGGAAAUUGUGAAAUAAAAAAAAACUUUCCACAAUCAUGUGGAUGUUUUAAA